Molecule: messenger RNA, 4479 nt
Organism: Echinops telfairi (small Madagascar hedgehog)
Lineage: Eukaryota; Metazoa; Chordata; Mammalia; Afrosoricida; Tenrecidae
Gene: PRKACB
Product: protein kinase cAMP-activated catalytic subunit beta
Exons: 10
Coding region: 273-1289 (338 amino acids)
Biological process (GO): peptidyl-serine phosphorylation
Cellular component (GO): nucleus; cAMP-dependent protein kinase complex
Molecular function (GO): cAMP-dependent protein kinase activity; ATP binding
Source: RefSeq, a predicted model, not a curated record
AGCUAGCUUGAAAGGAAUUAAUGUGAAAUCUAGUUGUACCUCUCCUUGGUAUUUAUCUGUUGUUUACUAGUGAUAUCUCCGGCUGGCAGUUAUGCUUUCCUUCUAAGGGCUUUUUUUUUUUUUUAACAAAAGAAAGCUCUUUUCAUUUGCUGUGCUGCAUGUUCCUGUGUGUGUGUUUACACCAUCGGUUCCUCAACCUCUAGAGAUUAGCAUAACUCCCUUUGCUGUUGGAUUGUUUUGAACAAUAUGUUUUGGAAAGGUUGAUUUUCAUCAUGAGUGUGAAAGAGUUUCUAGCCAAAGCCAAAGAAGACUUUUUAAAAAAGUGGGAAAAUCCUGCUCAGAAUAAUGCCGGACUUGAGGAUUUUGAAAGGAAAAAAACCCUUGGGACAGGUUCUUUUGGGAGAGUCAUGUUGGUGAAACAUAAAGCCACCGAGCAGUAUUAUGCAAUGAAGAUCUUAGAUAAGCAGAAGGUUGUUAAACUGAAGCAAAUAGAGCAUACUUUGAAUGAGAAAAGAAUAUUACAGGCUGUGAAUUUUCCUUUUCUUGUUCGGCUGGAGUAUUCUUUUAAGGAUAAUUCUAAUUUAUACAUGGUUAUGGAAUAUGUCCCUGGGGGUGAAAUGUUUUCACAUCUAAGGAGAAUUGGAAGAUUCAGUGAGCCUCAUGCACGCUUUUAUGCAGCUCAGAUAGUGCUAACAUUUGAGUACCUCCAUUCACUAGACCUCAUCUACAGAGAUCUGAAACCUGAAAAUCUCUUAAUUGACCACCAAGGUUAUAUCCAGGUCACAGAUUUUGGGUUUGCCAAAAGAGUUAAAGGCAGAACUUGGACAUUGUGUGGUACUCCAGAGUAUUUGGCUCCAGAAAUAAUUCUCAGCAAGGGCUACAAUAAGGCGGUGGAUUGGUGGGCACUGGGAGUGCUAAUCUACGAAAUGGCGGCUGGCUAUCCCCCAUUCUUUGCAGACCAACCAAUUCAGAUUUAUGAAAAGAUUGUUUCUGGAAAGGUCCGGUUCCCGUCUCACUUCAGUUCAGAUCUCAAAGACCUUCUAAGGAACCUGCUCCAGGUAGAUUUGACAAAGCGGUUUGGGAAUCUAAAGAAUGGUGUGAGUGACAUAAAAACUCACAAGUGGUUCGCAACGACAGAUUGGAUUGCUAUUUACCAGAGGAAGGUUGAAGCUCCAUUCAUACCAAAGUUCAGAGGUUCUGGAGAUACCAGCAACUUUGAUGACUAUGAAGAAGAAGAUAUUCGUGUCUCUAUAACAGAAAAAUGUGGAAAAGAAUUUGGUGAAUUUUAAAAAUAAGCAGCGAGAUGACAUGAAUGCUCACCCUCAAUCUUUGCACUCUGUUGAGAAAUAAGGUGGAGCUGAGACCGUCCUGUGUUGAAGCAGUUAUCUAGUACCUUCAUCUGAACGAUUGAGCGAGAUCUUUAUUGCCAUCAUCUGUGUGUGCGCUCUGCAUCCACCUCUGUAACAAGGCACCGCUAAGCAAGCAUUGUCUGUGUUGUAGCCCAGUGCUAGACCACUAUCGACUUCUCUCUGGUCUUCUCCAGUCCUGUCGCACACAUUUCUUCCCUUUGCCUUAGUUGAUAUAUAUUUUUUUUCUUUCCAAUCAGUGCUCCAUUUUAGUGUGUGUCUCAAAUGGGCAGUGUUGCGGCUACAUGAUAUUUGAAGGGAUCAAUGUGUUUCUUUUAGUAGUACUUGCCAAUGUUUUUGUUGGUCAGUGAGUUGAGGCAGUCAGUUCUUAAGAUUAUUUUUACUCUGAAUAGUUCUGACUACGUUCUGCCAAAACUAAUGGUAGUUUUCUUUAAGGAUAUAAUUUUAUCACAAAGGAAAUUUAUACAAAUUAAUUUAAACCAAUAACUUCCUUAGAACUCAUUAUUUUGGGGGGAAUGUAUAGACUAGUAGAAUAGCUAGAUGCAGUCGUUUGGAUUCCUAUAGACGCUAAAUUCUCUUUGCCGUCACCUCCUUUCCUGUCAUCCUCCUUGCAGUAAUUAAGUGGCCAGCCUGUGUGAUGUGACACACGUGUCUCUUUCAGCAGGAAAAACCAAUGAUGGAUCAUCCCCCAGAGUGCCUCUCCUGGUCCCAGCAUUUCUGUAGGUAUUAGAGAAGAGUUCUAAGGUUUCUAAACCUACCUGAACUUCUCCGUAAGAGUUGAGUUUUAGCCAGUAUUUUAGAAGGGAUAUCACGAAUGAAAGUGAUGAAGUUUCUAAGAUAGUCUCAUUGUAAACGUUGUAAAGAAAAAUAAAAGGUAGAAAGAAUAUUAGUUUUGAGAAACUUUGCUAUGCCAACAAUUGAUUUGAUUAUUGCAAACAAAUAUUAAGGCCCUCUUUCCAGUGUUUUUUAUUGUUUCGUUUUGCUUUGUUGUGGAGCACUGAAGAACAAGAGAGGCUGUCUGGAGCACUGUGUUCAGCCUACUGUGGGAGUGCUGGGCAGCGUCUCCUCUCUCCCAGGCCAGUCCGUGAAGAAAGGGGGUAACGCUGAUAAAGCUGCCACAGCUGUAUUUCCCUGUUGAGGUGUGAUAUGUUUAGAUAUGUCAUUAUGUCUCAUUUCUUUACUUUCAGUAAACAGAAUGUAUGUUCCUGCAGGUAUAAUUUAGUAUUUGAUCUUUUUUGUUUGCUUGGUUUUUUAAUACUUUUGCCAACUGACUCAAAUAACAUUGCUGUCUUAUGGAAAUUUCAAGCAUUUUUGCACAGUUAGUUCAGUGUUUGUGGAGAAUCCAUGGUUUAACUCAUUUUUCUUACUUUUUUUUUUGCUUUCUUUACUUUUAAUUUUUCUUAUCUCAUUUUAUCUCUGUGUCUCAAUGACCUAUCUUAAAACAGCACACCAAAAUAGUUUGAAAUGCUUAUUUUAAAUGAUCAAUUUACGUGCAUAAAAAUUGUUUUUAAUCAAAGUGAUCAUAUAUAUAACUAUUCUGUUUGCUUCACUGUCAGUGUAGUAGGUCACUGACACUUCAUAUCAUCUUUGUAAAACCUUUGAAGACAAGGAAAAGGCCUGACUGAGAUGUUCUCCCUACCAACCUGUCUUUCUUUUGGUUAUGAAGUGUUUCUAUCCAGUCAUGUCCUAUACAGACUGAUGCUAAUUGCAUUUUGUCCACCUGUAUUUACAAUGUUCAAGAAAAACAAACUCUUUGCUGUAGCAAGCAACAAAGCUAUAAUAUAUAUAUAUAUCAUCAUGUUAAUAAAUUUAAAAUGUCAUUUGUAUAAAAUAUUUUAAUUAAUUUUUUGUAUUACGUGUAGACUCAAGAACAUGCUGAUCGUUGUAUCCUAUCUAUGCUAUAAAUUCUAUGGUAGCUUGGUUGUAUAUUACUGUAAAAUUAUUUUAAUAAAUCAUGAGGAUGACAAUUUGAUUAUUACAUUUUAGUUUUCAGUAAUUGAAAAGAUUUCUAUGAAUUCUAAAAAUAUUUUUUUCUACAAAAUUACUAGUGUCCAGCACAACUUGCUGUAGAAUCUAUGUUAGGUAAUUCAACCCCAGAUGUCCUGCUAUGAGAUUUGACCCCUACGCAGCCACAGGUUUUGAGGGCGAUUCGGUCAUUCCAUUUUACUCUUUGUUGCAGGAUAUGAAUAAGCUUUCAAUUAUGUCAAGGGAGUCUUUCCAACCUAUAAAGUACACAAAAUUAAUUUAUUUAAGUAAAUAAAAUUUCUAAUUUCAGCCACAAUUUAGCCAAGAAUGUUGAUAAAAGCUUGAAUAAAAAAUGCACCACGAAUCAGUAUUUAACUCCAAAUUCAUGAUCAAAAGCAGAAGAACUUGCAUUCGUUAUGCAGUCAGUGCAGACAGAGGAAGGAGCCCCAGACUCCAGGCCGAGACAUUCGAGUGUCACGUCAGGUGUCACUGAGUGUGAUCUUGACUGCAGGGCACUUGUGUCAAAGGGAAGGGUUGGAUUGGGCAGUUUGUAAGGUCCCUUCUAGCUUUCACAUGCUCUGACAAGAUUAUUUUUCAUUUGAUGUUUUGAAGGAGUAGUAUGCUUGAAGUAAGUCACGGUGAGGCAAUAUCUUAGGGCAUCUUCUCUGUAUCUCUGACCGUGUUCUUACAAGUCUUUGAAUAUCAUGAGAACUUAGUGUCUGCUCCAGUUCUUACCAUAUUCACUGAUGCUAAAUACCCAAUGGAUAUCAAAUUGUCAACCUACCAAAAGAUAACUGUGGCUUGUGGGUACUGCUGUCUUGUUUUUGGUAUGUUCUUGUAUUGACUGCCCAUUGGCCUGAGAAAACGCUCAUUGUAAGCCUGACAAAAAAUCAUUUUUCUUUCCACUGUCGGUUUCCCCCCUUUUUUCUGCUUGUAAGAAUCAAAUGAAAUAAUGUAUGUGAAAGCACCUUGUGAACUGUAGCCUAUCAAUGUAAAAUGUUAAGGUGUGUUGUUAUUUCAUUAAUUAUUUCUUGUUCAGAAUGACAUUUCCUAUGCCCACUACUAUAGCUAGGAAAUGCUGAAAAAAGCUGUGUUUUUUAAUUAAUCAAUAAAUGCAAAAUUAAAGUAUCUUCGAAGGAUAAAAUAA